Messenger RNA from Camelus dromedarius (Arabian camel), 6972 nucleotides. RefSeq names its product transferrin receptor (gene TFRC). Gene Ontology annotation, biological process: intracellular iron ion homeostasis; transferrin transport. Gene Ontology annotation, cellular component: external side of plasma membrane. Gene Ontology annotation, molecular function: transferrin receptor activity. The coding region runs from base 1935 to 4247 and encodes 770 amino acids. The record is from RefSeq and is a predicted model, not a curated record. The transcript is spliced from 19 exons. Lineage: Eukaryota; Metazoa; Chordata; Mammalia; Artiodactyla; Camelidae.
CCACUGGGGAUAAGACUUAUGCUUUGUGAAAGCUAUGGUCUAGAGGCUAAGUAAAAGCUAUUUGGAUUGGAAUCAGCUUUUGCCUUCAGGAAAUUAGAGGUAUGGUAUAAAAGUGCUGUGCUGUAUUGACAAAUGCCUUAGAGGCCCAUUGUGUCACUGCUUCUGGUGGACAGCUCUCUAAGGUAGUACUAGGGAGGGUGGGUAAGAAAAUAAUAUUUUGUGACCUGAUUCUUGGGUUAACAUUUUCCCCUUGCCCACUGCUUUUUGGCGACCUUGGGUAUAUCAGGGAAAUUGAUUGCUGCUUUUUCGGAUAAGAAGAUUGAAGUAGGAAAUGGUGGUCCUGUUACAGAAGUAUUUGAAUACCUGAUAUCUUCAUUUGAGGCUUAGCUAUGAAUUUGGAAUACUGGAUGCUGAUUCAGUUGUCUCUGAGCUUGGGCAUUUGACAUUGUCAAAGACGUUUAUUUAAAGUGAUUUCUAGAAGUGGUUUUCUACUUUGGAAAUUAAGUGUAGGUUAUCUAAAGUAUUUGUUGGCCCUGCUGUUUUGUUUUAUUUCUUUUCUUCUCAAUUUUGGACUAUAAGAAACUCAAUAUGCUUCACAAGCAAAUCCAGAAUUUAAAAUUUUUUAUCAUUGAGCUGAAAUAUUUUCCAAAGUCUAUGUAUAGCAUAGCACUCUUUAACUUUUCUUUGAUAGAAUGAUCUUGUCAAUAAUGGUGGUUGUGAACCUAGCCUGUGCUGAAGAUUGUUGGACAGAGAACAACUCAGCUAACUCUGCCCUAAGGAGUGGCAGUUAUUUGCCUCUGAUAAUGUAGUUAUCUGGAAUGGAGAAGGUUCCCAGCUAAACUUGAAUCAGACAAUUGAAAGCCAGUUAAAAAUGAUCCUCUGAGGCCUUUUGGAACUCUUCUCUGUAUGUGCUGUCUGUCUGCUCUCUCAGAUGAACACUACUCAAAUAGACUGCAGUGACUUCAAGUUCCCGACCUUUGAGUUGAGCAAUUUUUUUUCCAGAAAGCUAAAUAAGAAUGAAGAUUUUUGCUUGUUUCUUUGAUUUCCUUCACUGCCUUUUCAUUUGAGGUCCACAAAGUUAGACUCUUAAAGCUAGUAAAGAAACCUUGACCAACCAUCUCUUUACAAGUCAUUCUGCGUAUACACAAUUAUAUGAACUCUGAGAGCUGUGCAGAAGUUUUUGUAAGUUCCUGGAAUCUUUUCAUUUUCACCUGCAAAUGCAUAAUUGUUUAGGGAAAUUGUUUGCAAAAUGGGUAUCUAUAACCAGUUGCUUGAGAUCUUGGAGCCCUGCCAGGUAAAGUUUAACAUUUUUCUACUUUUUAAAGUUUCCCUAUGACCCAGUGAUUUCAGGAUGAAUCAAAAUGGUGGCAGGGAUGAGAAGAGUCGGCAUCCAAGGCUUUCAUUAUAUUCUCUUUCAUAUAAUUUCCAAAUGAUAAGAAAAAUGCACCUCAUAUACAUUAGGCAUGCCCUAAUAACUGUUAAGAAAUAAAGUAUCUUUACUCUUUGUCAGUUACCACGUAAUUCCAUCUCAGGUAUUAUAGGAUAGGGAAAUCAGCCAGAGAAGGCUUCAUAGAGAUGGCCCUUGAGCUGAUCCUGUAAGAAAUGAGUAGGAUUUCAAGAACAGAGGGAGAAUGUUAGGUACAGGCAGGGGCUGGAUUCUGUCUCAUUUUGGAGAAGAUAGUGAGAAGUGAAGAUCUCUGGAACAAGAGCCUCAAAAGCAAUCAGAGGAACUUCAUUUUAUGUGAGCUCCAAGGGCUUAAAACUGUGGCUUGUUUUCUAAAUUGAAGUGGGCUUGUCAGUAGUCACAAACAAGUGUCUUAUUUUUAUUUCAGGUGAAAUGGAGUAGCAGCUCUGGAUGUUAUAUAUAUGUGCAAGUGUAUUUUGGCACCUGAUCCCCACACUCAUUUAGCUGCUCUUCUGUGUGACAGCUCAGAAUGAUGGAUCAAGCCAGAUCAGCAUUCUCUAACUUGUUUGGUGGAGAACCGCUGUCAUAUACCCGGUUUAGUCUGGCUCGGCAAGUGGAUGGCGAUAAUAGUCACGUGGAGAUGAAACUAGCUGCCGAUGAAGAAGAAAAUGUUGACAAUAACACGAUGGGUAACCACACCAGUGUCACAAAACCAAGAAGGUUAAAUGGAUAUAUCUGCUAUGGGACUACUGCUAUAAUCAUCUUUUUCUUGAUUGGAUUUAUGAUUGGCUACUUGGGCUAUUGUAGACGUGCAGAAACAAAAGCCCAAUGUGAGAGACCAGCAGGAACAGAGUCUCCGUGCACAGAGGGUACAGAAUCUUUUGAGCCAGAAGAGCACCUUCCUGAAACACCUCGUCUAUUUUGGGCAGACCUCAAAUCAAUGUUGUCAGAGAGACUGGAUACCACAGACUUCAUCGGUACCCUCAGGAUGCUGAAUGGAAAUUCUUACGUCCCUCGUGAGGCUGGAUCUCAAAAAGAUGAAAGUCUUGCAUUUUUCAUUGAAAAUCAGUUCCGUGAAUUUAAACUCAGCAAAGUCUGGCAUGAUGAACAUUUUGUUAAAAUUCAGGUCAAAGACAGCAAUGCUCAAAACUCGGUGAUCAUAGUGGAUUCAAGCAGUGGCAGCUUGAUACACUCGGUGGAGAAUCCUGAGGGUUACGUGGCGUAUAGUAAGACUACGACAGUUACUGGUAAACUGGUCCAUGCUAAUUUUGGCACUGAAAAAGACUUUGAGGAUUUAAACACGCCUGUGAAUGGAUCUUUAGUGAUUGUUAGAGCAGGGAAAAUCACUUUUGCUGAAAAGGUUGCAAAUGCUGAACGUUUCAGUGCAAUUGGUGUCUUGAUAUACAUGGACCAGACUAAAUUUCCUGUUGUUAAUGCAAAUCUUCCAGUUUUUGGACAUGCUCAUCGGGGAACAGGUGACCCUUACACACCUGGAUUCCCUUCUUUCAAUCACACUCAGUUUCCACCAUCCCAGUCAUCAGGAUUGCCUAACAUACCUGUCCAAACAAUUUCCAGAGCCGGUGCAGAAAAGCUAUUUGAAAAUAUGGAAGGAGACUGUCCUUCCAGUUGGAGAACAGACUCUUCAUGUAAGCUGGAAUCCUCAGAGAAUAAGAGUGUGAAGCUCACUGUGAACAAUGUACUGAAAGAGAUAAGGAUUUUUAACGUCUUUGGAGUUAUUAAGGGCUUUGAAGAACCAGAUCGCUAUGUUGUCAUAGGGGCCCAGAGGGAUGCCUGGGGUCCUGGAGCUGCUAAGUCCGGUGUAGGAACAGGUCUUCUGUUGAAACUUGCCCAGAUACUUUCUGAUAUGGUCUUAAAAGGUCAGUUUAAACCCAGCAGAAGCAUUGUCUUUGCCAGCUGGAGUGCUGGAGACUUUGGAGCUAUUGGUGCCACUGAAUGGCUAGAGGGAUACCUUUCCUCGUUGCAUUUAAAAGCUUUCACUUACAUUAAUUUGGACAAAGCUGUUCUUGGUACCAACAACUUCAGGGUUUCUGCCAGCCCGUUGUUGUAUUCGCUUAUCGAGAAAACGAUGCAAGAUGUGAAAAAUCCAGUUACCGGACUGUCUCUAUAUCGGGACAGCAACUGGAUCAACAAAGUCGAGAAACUUUCUUUUGAUAAUGCUGCUUUCCCUUUCCUUGCAUAUUCUGGAAUCCCAGCAGUUUCUUUCUGUUUUUGUGAGAACACAGAUUACCCUUAUUUGGGUACUACCAUGGAUACCUAUGAGGUCCUGAAUCAAGAGGUUCCUCAGCUGAACAAAAUGUUACGUGCAGCAGCAGAAGUAGCCGGUCAGCUUGUGAUUAAACUUAUCCAUGAUGUUGAGCUGAACCUGAACUAUGAGAUGUAUAACGACAAAAUACUUUCAUUUGUGAAGGAUAUGAGCCAAUUCAGAACAGACAUAAAGGAGAUGGGUCUGAGUCUACAGUGGCUGUAUUCUGCUCGUGGAGACUUUUUCCGGGCUACGUCCAGACUAACAACAGAUUAUAAGAACGCUGAGAGAACAAACAGAUUUGUUAUGAGGGAAAUCAAUGACCGUAUCAUGAAAGUGGAGUAUCACUUCCUCUCACCUUACGUAUCUCCAAGAGAGUCUCCUUUCCGACAUAUCUUUUGGGGUUUUGGCUUUCACACUGCAUCAGCUUUACUAGAACACUUGAAGCUGCGUCGGAAAAAUAACAGUGCUUUUAAUCAAACACUGUUGAAAAACCAGUUGGCUCUAGCAACUUGGACUAUUCAGGGAGCUGCAAAUGCCCUCUCUGGUGACAUUUGGGACAUUGACAAUGAUCUUUAAAUGUGAUACCCAUAACUUAUCUAAGAACAUCAGGGUAAUGUUGUUUGUAGACUUGUGCUGGUUGUGCUAAAUUUUCAGUAGGGCUACAAAACCCAAUGUUGUUAAAAUUCUACAUGAUCAUCUUGGUACUACUAGAUGUCUUUAGGCAGCAACUUUUAAUACAGGAUAGGUACCUGCACUUCAAGUUAAACUGAAUAACCACUUAAAAUCUUUCCUGUUAUAGUUAUGAAAAAGUCGGAACCAGUUACAUGAACUAUUGCUCUAAAUCCUAAGGAUGUGAACUGGUAUCUGUUUGAAUUGGAGGAGGAAGGUGACAUCUGCUAAAGGUGAAAAGUGGUAGCUUAGUGUGAUCCUCCAUUUUCAUUUGAUGCUAAUUAGGAGAUUCUGGGUUGUAAGGCUUUACUCCAAGUGAGAUCUGUCUCCUUUAAGGAUUUAGCUGGUUUCCACAUCCCUGAGUGAAACAAUUCAGUUUCAGAAGAGAUGAAACUUGUUUUCCUGCCAGUGAUGUGUGAAAUAGAGGUCCUUCAACUGUGUAAAAUGAGGUUCAACUGUUUAUUACAGGAGUAAGGCCUUAAUGUGUUAAGAUUCUUAAUGAAAAGAGGAUACCAGAAGCCAAAGACCUAGUAUAUUUUCUUUUCUUCUGUCCCCUGUCCCAUAAGCCUUUGUAAGUUUUUUGUUGUUUUUUGUUUUUUCAAGGUAUUUUGAAAGAGAACCAGUUUUAGGUGUUUAAUUUCAUACUCAGUUUGUCAGACUUUAAAGAACACACUGCCAAAUUCUGGCCAAAGUGUUAAUUUUUUGGAAAAGCUUCCUGUCAUUUUGGCACUGAGAUAUUUAUUGUUUAUUUAUCAGUGACAGAGUUCACUAUAAAUGGUGUUUUUUUUUUUAUAGAAGAUAAUUAUCGGAAGCAGUGCCUUCCAUAAUUAUGACAGUUAUACUGUCGUUUUUUUUUAAAUAAAAGCAGCAUCUGCUAGUAAAACCCAACAGAUACUGGAAGUUUUGCAUAUAUGGUCAACACCUGAGGGUGUUAGAAAACAACUGCAAGCAAAAUAAAAUUUAUAAAGCUAAAUCUUAGAGAAGAAUUAAAUUUAAUCAGUGGUUGCUAAUCAAGUUAGACGUCUAUCUAGCCAACCAGAUUAGGCAGUUCUCCGAAAUGCAAUGAAUUGUGACCAAGUUAUAAAUUAAUGUCACUUAAAGGCUGUGAUUGUACUCAUAUGUGCAAAAUUUUACAGCUCAGUUUAUCUAAGGUGUAACUUUAAUUCGAUUUUGCAAAAUUUCCAGUACCUUUGUCACAAACCUAACUCACAUUAUCGGGAGCAGUGUCUUCCAUAAUGUAUAAAGAACAAGGUAGUUUUUGCCUACCACAGUGUCUAUAUCGGAGACAGUGAUCUCCAUAUGUUACACUAAGGGUGUACGUAAUUAUCGGGAACAGUGUUUCCCAUAAUUGUCUUCAUGCAAUGACAUCUUCAAAGCUUGAAGAUCGUUAGUAUCUAACAUGUAUUCCCAGCUCUCUAUAAUUCUCUAUCUUUUAGUUUUAGUGGCAGAAAAUUUUGUGGUCAUGAAGCAUAUUUGGUGGAUAACUUCAACCACUGGAAAAUUACUUCCUUCAACAUUCUUUGUUUUUAAACCUAAUAUUUUGUUGUAUUUGUGGUUUCCCCAGGUCGUCUGUUUAGUGGGAUAAUAGCAUACAUUUAUAAUGUUUGCUGUUGUCAAAUGAAUUGAACUUUAUCCCUUAUUUGCAUGUUAUCUCCUAUAAACUUAAUUCAUACAAGUUUGAAUCCAGAAUUGACCUUUUAGCUUAAAGCAGGGGAAAUUUCUAUGGGAGUUUGGGGGGAGGGGAGAGUGAAGGGUGUGAGGAGGCAAAGCUUGCAAAAGGAUCUUUGAUCAUGUCUCCCUAACCGUUAGCAUUUGGUGGUUAUAAGUUAUAUGUAGAUGUGAACAAGUAAGUUUGAGGCUUCAUCAGGUAGGGCUUUAUUUUCUAGUCAGCCAUUGUUAUAAACCUGAUAAUCAAAGGUUUUAUUGUGGGGCAGUUUACUACUGUCACCUAAGAGAAAGUCCCAUAGGGUCUCUUAAGGUUCUUAAACUUAGCGUCUCUUAUGUAAACUAAAAUAGAUCUAGAUUAUUACAGCCUCGCUGAUUCAUUUCGCUACUCAGUCUGUUUUAGUCUUCACAGAGUUUCUCUUGAACUGAUACUUUAGUGUAGGUAAGUGAAAAGGUCAUAGCUGGGACUCCUGGUUUGGGCAUCAUGCUUUAUCAUACUUUACUGAAAGCUCAGUGACUUCAAGGCAGAAUAUGAAUGGGUAUACAUUUUACAGCAGUAAAUCUCUUCUGGAAAAUCUUUCUGUGGUAAGGAUCAGGUUAUUUCCAAUCAAACAAGUAAGUGGCAAGGGGCUUAAUAUUCCUGAAUGAAAUAUAUAUCUGACUGGUGACAACCUGCUGGUCUUCAGAAUUUUUUUUGGUUUCAGAUGUCAUGUGCAUUUUGAAGGUAAAGAAUAAAAUGAGUGAGCUUUGUCAUGAGUCACCUAUUCUAGAACUUGCAUGACCUUUACUGUGUUUCCUCUUUGCAUGUUCUUGAAAUUUUAGUUGGCUAAAGAUGGCUUAUUAGACUUGGCAACUUAUCACUCAGCUGUAUAUUUGUAAAUGAGUGAUAUGCCCUUAUAAUUGUAUACAAGCUGCUAUGUGCAACAAUGUGGAGAUUAUCUGAUUUAAUAAAAUGCUUGAACACUGA